UUGUACCAUGUGACCAACCGACUGGAGUUUCCACGACAGCUGGAAGCUGUGAGGUCUCGGCGCUUCGCUCUUUAAAAAAAAAAAAAAAAAAAUCUAAAUUGUGUUCAUAUUUCAGUAGAGACGAGUUUCGGAAGGAUGGGAGACAAAAAGAGUCCGACAAGGCCGAAGCGGCAACCCAGGCCCUCUUCUGACGAAGGGUAUUGGGACUGUAGCGUUUGCACAUUUAGGAACAGCGCAGAGGCAUUCAAGUGCAUGAUGUGCGAUGUCAGAAAGGGAACGUCAACACGGAAGCCGCGUCCGGUCUCCCAGCAGGUAACUCAGCAGUUCGCCUCGCCCACGCAACCAAAGAAAGAGAAAAAAGACAAAACGGACAAAGAGAAGAACGACAAGGAGCCCGCCAUCAAAAAGAACAGCCACAAGAAGAUGAGGCCGAGGUUGAGGAAUGUGGACCGCAGUAGCGCUCAGCACCUGGAGGUCACGGUGGGCGACCUCACGGUCAUAAUCACGGACUUUAAAGAGAAAGCCAAGGCCACGCCCACGUCGAGCGCCACGUCCGCGGACCAGCACAGCCAGAGCGGGUCCAGCUCCGACAACACGGAGCGGGGGGUGUCCCGGUCGUCCUCCCCCCGGGGGGAGGGCUCGUCAGUCAACGGGGAGUCCCACUAGAGCCCCGCCCCCGGCCCCGGCCCAAACCCUCCCUCAACCCUGCAAAAUCGUCAUUGCUGAACAUGCACAAGUCGUAGAGCAGUGGUCUCCAACCCUGGUCCUGGAGAGCCGCAGGGUCUGCUGGUUGUUGUUCUCACCUUAGAAUCAGCACCCCGUUGAGACCCAGGUAACCAGUUGAGGUGAGUUAACUGAGCAAUCAACUGAUUAAUUAAGUGCAGACUAACAGCGAAAACCAGCAGACCCUGUAGCCCCCCCAUGGCCAGGGUUGGAGACCGUUGUCGUAGAACCUUAUGCCAAGUUAUACCACGGGUCCCGUUUCGGGGGCUGAGGUAGCCGAGGUGGAAGAUCCAGGUUCGGAAAGUAAAAGUCCUCCCCAGUAUUUUGUUCUAAAAUCCACCUGGAUUUGCUCAUUAGCACAACUCGUCAGCCAGGAGGUAGAACUAACUGGAGGAAUCAGCUGGCUGUGGUCAUGGGUGGAGGAAACGCGCACGGCAGGACUUCUGCUUUCUGACCGCUGGGCAUUCCGCUUCCGGAGGUAACCACCACGUCUAUUCCCGUCACACACAGACCUCGUGGUCUUCCAUAAUGUUCUCUGUACCUGGACAUUUCUUUUUCUCCCGCGGUGAGAAUUGUUAGCCAUGAAGAUCAUUUUUUUAAGUCAAUAUUGUAAAAAUGUUUUCCCCCCUUUUCUCCGCCCUUGAUUACAUCCACACAAAAAAAAAGAGAAAAAAAAAUUGUAAUUUCCCCCCCCAAAUGGUACUGACUGUACUCUAUAGCACCAUUUGAAUGUGGUAGUAUUCGACAUUAAUUAAAUCAGUGUUAUAUUGUCAAUAAACGCAACCCCAUGCAUUUCUAACCCUUUCAAAUAUGAACUAUAUUGUGGCAUGAAAUGGACCAGAGUUUUAAACGAGUGUUUAAGUUGAAAUAUGCAUUACAGGAGAACACGUGAAGCGGAUCUCUCUCUGUGUACAAUGACAUGAUGAAUUGAACUGUGAUAUCGACAGAGCUUUUCUCCCUGGCUCACCACACCUGCUGGUACUUGGUGUGGUUUCAUGAGAAAAUAUUCUUUAAUGGAAAAGUUUGUAUUAUGUUUUUGCCAACGGUUUACAGCACGUUAUUAUAGAUCAUAUCACUGUUAUGUUUCUCGAUAUACCAAGCCGUGCUGUUAUUUGUGUAUGAGCAUCUACAUUAAUUACAUUGUUUUACUGUCAGAAAAAGUUUAUUAGUAAAAGAAUGAAAUUAUGAAAUUGUUGUUAAGAGGUCAGACGCUCUUCAUUCAUUUUAUAGAUGCUAGCUUAUCAUGAACAGUGGUUUAUAAUAUAGGAAAUGAUCACAAAAUAAAAAUUAAAGUUAUAGACUCCUUCAUAAAA
Conger conger (European conger) is the source of this 2036-nucleotide messenger RNA. Its product is annotated as YY1-associated factor 2. The transcript is spliced from 4 exons. Gene Ontology annotation, biological process: positive regulation of DNA-templated transcription. The record is from RefSeq and is a predicted model, not a curated record. NCBI's taxonomy places the organism in Eukaryota, Metazoa, Chordata, Actinopteri, Anguilliformes, Congridae. Gene Ontology annotation, cellular component: nucleus. The coding region runs from base 136 to 666 and encodes 176 amino acids. Gene Ontology annotation, molecular function: transcription coregulator activity; DNA binding.